AUGAGCAAACCUGGAUUAGGUCUAAAUUCAUUUCACUUAGUUUUCAUUCAAAAAUCAUACGGAGAUAUUGAUGAAGGAAAUUAUCAGUGUCUUUAUUCUGAUAAUACUAUAAUAAACAAAGUGAGAUUUGAUGAAGAAAUUAUGAUCUGCUUUUUUCAUCAAAAAGAAAAAGUUACUUAAAUUGUAGAUAAUAAAAAGACAACUAUAAAGUAAUGCUUAAAAUGA
Molecule: messenger RNA, 225 nt
Organism: Paramecium pentaurelia
Lineage: Eukaryota; Ciliophora; Oligohymenophorea; Peniculida; Parameciidae
Source: the annotation of a GenBank genome assembly